Molecule: messenger RNA, 7560 nt
Organism: Metschnikowia bicuspidata var. bicuspidata NRRL YB-4993
Lineage: Eukaryota; Fungi; Ascomycota; Pichiomycetes; Serinales; Metschnikowiaceae
Gene: PRP8
Product: U4/U6-U5 snRNP complex subunit
Exons: 1
Coding region: 40-7383 (2447 amino acids)
Biological process (GO): spliceosomal tri-snRNP complex assembly; mRNA splicing, via spliceosome
Cellular component (GO): catalytic step 2 spliceosome; U5 snRNP
Molecular function (GO): U1 snRNA binding; metallopeptidase activity; U6 snRNA binding
Source: RefSeq, a predicted model, not a curated record
CCGAAAACACGUCUUUUCCGCCGCCGUUUUCCGCCUGCCAUGCCUCCCGGACCGCCGCCACCGCCGCCACGCCCCGACGCACGUGGCCGCCGCGCGCCGCCGCCACCGCCGCCGCCGCCAGGCCUCGCCGCCAGCCGGCCCUCCACCACGCUUCCCCAGGUCUCUUUGGGGCGCCUUCCAACAGGCGUUCCAGCGCCGCCCAUGGCGCCCGGCACGGCCGCCCAAGCCCGGGCACGGCCGCCGCCGCCGCCGCCGCCGGGCGCCCAGCCGGCGCGCAAAAUCGCGCGCAAAAACGGCCCAAAUCCGGCCCCGUUGGACCCGGCGCUCCUAGAAACACGCAAGCAGGCGUGGUUGCACGCACAGAAACAGCGGCACGGCGCCGGCGGCUCGGCGCGGCCGCGGCGCAGCCGGCCCGCGCAGGCCGCCAUGCCGCCCGAGCACCUCCGCAAGAUCAUGCGCGACCACGCGGAUCUCUCCAGCAGGAAGAUCGCCGGCGACAAGCGGGCGCACCUCGGCGCACUCAAGUACGUGCCGCACGCGCUCCUCAAGGUGUUGGAGAACAUGCCCGCGCCCUGGGAGGCGGCGCGCGACGUGGCCGUGGUGUACCACACGUCCGGCGCGCUCACGUUGGUGGACGAGGUCCCGCGCGUGGUGGAGCCCGUGUACACGGCGCAGUGGGCGGCGUGCUGGGCGCAGAUGCGGCGCGAGAAGCGCGACCGGCGCCACUUCAAGCGCAUGCGGUUCCCGCCGUUUGACGACGACGAGCCGCCGCUCGACUGGGCCGACCACUUGGACGGCGCGGACGUGCCGGACGCCAUUGAGAUGGGGCGCGACGACGUGUAUGGGGGGGGCUCUGGGGCGCCCGAGGCCGCGGUUCUGGGGGUCUCCAAGACACCCGAGGCCGCGCUCGCCAGCGUGCUCGACUGGCUCCACGACGACAAGCCGCUCCUCGACACGCCGGCCGCCGGCGCCGUCAACGGCCCCUCCUACCGCACGUGGCACUUGCGCCUCGAGGCCAUGGCCGCGCUCUACGACUUGGCGCGCCCGCUCCUCCCGCACGUCUCGGACGCCAACUACUACUACCUCUUCGACCGGCGCGCGUUCUUCACCGCCAAGAGCUUGAACGUGGCGGUGCCAGGCGGGCCGCGCUUCGAGCCGCUCGUCCGCGCCGCCGCAGAGCCCGACUACACCGGCUUCGACGCGCUCGACCGCGUGGUGUUCCGCGUGCCCAUCCGCCCCGCGUACCGCGUGGCGUACCCGUUCUUGUUCAACUCGCGCGUGCAAGCCGUGCACGUGCCGUGGUUCCACGAGCCGCUCGCCUGCUACGUGCCGCGGCCCGCACGCGGCCAGGCGCCGUUCGUGUUCCCCGACGCCUUCCACCCGAUCGACCCGCCCGCGUUUUGCACCUCGCACGCAGAGGCCGCGUUGGUGCCCUUCGCCGUGGACGAGCUCGCCGUGCCGCCGCACUUCGCGCCGCUCUUGGCCCGCUCCGCCGCGGGGCCCGUGCCCUUGGCGCCGCCCCACACCGCGGCCGCCUUGGCCUUGCUCUGGGCGCCGUUCCCGUUCAACCGCCGCGCCGGCCGCACCGUGCGUGCGCAGGACGUGGCGCUCGCCAAGGCCUGGUACAAGGAGCGCCCGCCCGCGGGCGUGCCCGCCAAGGUGCGCGUGUCGUACCAGAAGCUCCUCAAGCGCCACGUGCUCACCGAGCUCCACAACCCGCCGGGCGCGCGGCCGCCGCUGGCCAACCACCACCGGCCCGGCCUUCUCCGCAGCUUGAAGGCCACCCGGUACUUCCAGCAGACCACCAUCGACUGGGUCGAGGCGGGUCUCCAGGUGUGCCGCCAGGGCCACAACAUGCUCAACUUGCUUCUCCACAAGCGCGGGCUCACGUACCUCCACCUCGACUACAACUUCAACUUGAAGCCCACCAAGACCUUGACCACCAAGGAGCGCAAGAAGUCGCGCUUCGGCCACGCGUUCCACUUGGUGCGCGAGCUCUUGCGCGUGCUCAAGAUCAUCGUGGACUCCCACGUGCAGUUCCGCUUGGGCAACGUCGACGCCUACCAGUUGGCCGACGGCAUCCACUACAUCCUCAACCACCUCGGCCAGUUGACGGGCAUCUACCGCUACAAGUACAAGGUCAUGCACCAGAUCCGCGCCUGCAAGGACCUCAAGCACGUCGUGUACUCCCGCUUCAACAAGUCCAUCGGCAAGGGCCCCGGCUGCGGCUUCUGGCAGCCCGCCUGGCGCGUGUGGCUCGCGUUCAUCCGCGGCACCAUCCCCAUGCUCGAGCGCUGGUUGGGCAACUUGUUGGCCCGCCAGUUCGAGGGCAGGCGCGCCAACGACGUGGCCAAGACCGUCACCAAGCAACGCAUCGACUCCUACUACGACCUCGAGUUGCGCGCGCAGGUCAUGCACGACAUCAUGGACAUGAUCCCCGACGGCUUGAAGCAGAACAAGUCUGCCUUGGUUCUCCAGCACUUGAGCGAGGCCUGGAGAUGCUGGAAGGCAAACAUCCCCUGGAAGGUGCCCGGCUUGCCGGCGCCCAUCGAGAAAAUCAUCGAGCACUACAUCAAGGGGAAGGCCGACGGCUGGAUCUCCAUAGCCCACUACAACAGAGAGCGCAUCCGGAGGGGCGCCACGGUCGAGAAAACCGUCGUCAAGAAAAACCUAGGCCGUCUCACCCGGUUGUGGAUCAAGAACGAGCAGGACAGACAGCUCGACUUCGCCAAAAACGGGCCCUUCGUGUCUCCAGACCAGGCCGUCAUUGUUUUCCAGACCAUGGUGCACUGGCUAGAGAGCAGGCGCUUCAGCCCCAUCCCUUUCCCUCCGAUUUCCUACAAGCACGACACCAAGCUCCUAGUCCUUGCCCUCGAGAACUUGAAGGAGAGCUACAAUGCCAACUCCAGGCUCAACUCGGCCCAGAGAGAGGAGUUGGCGCUAAUUGAGCAAGCAUACGACAAUCCGAACGAGUGCUUGGCCCGCAUCAAGAAGUAUCUUUUGACCCAACGGAUAUUCAAAGAAGCCGGCUUGGAAAUGAUGGACCACUACAGUCAUUUGGUCCCUACGUAUGCUAUCGACCCACUCGAGAAAAUCACUGACGCUUACCUCGAUCAGUACUUAUGGUACGAGGCUGACAAGAGACAGUUGUUCCCCAACUGGGUCAAGCCCUCAGACGACGAGAUUCCCCCAUUAUUGGUUUACAAGUGGUGUCAAGGAAUAAACAACCUUGACAACGUGUGGUGCACGGCGGACGGUGAAUCAAAUGUCAUGUUCCAAACCUCGUUGAGCAAGUUCGCCGAGAAUAUCGACUUCACAAUCUUGAACAGACUCAUAAGAUUGAUUGUUGACCCCAAUAUCGCAGACUACAUCACCUCGAAGAAUAAUAUCGGGCUCUCGUACAAAGACAUGAACCAUGUCAACCAAUUGGGCUUGAUUCGUGGACUUCAGUUCUCGUCAUUUGUAUACCAAUACUACGGGUUGAUCAUCGAUUUGUUGAUUUUGGGUUUGGAAAGAGCCUCUGAAAUCGCCGGACCUGUACAUCAACCCAACGCGUUCAUGCAAUAUCAAGACAAAACCACCGAAACAGCCAGCCCCAUCAGAUUGUAUUUGAGAUACUUGGAUAAGAUUUAUGUGUUCUUCAGAUUCGAGCGUGAAGAAGCUGAGGGCCUCGUCCAAGAUUAUCUCACUGAAAACCCAGAUCCUAACUUUGAGAACCUGAUUGGUUACAACAACCAUAAAUGCUGGCCCCGGGAUUCAAGAAUGAAGCUCAUGAGGUCAGAUGUGAAUCUUGGAAAAGCCGUGUUUUGGGAAGUAUCAGGCAGGAUACCCUCGUCUUUCACAGAGAUGAGAUGGGAAGAUACUUAUGCGUCAGUCUACUCUCCUGAAAACCCAAACUUAUUGUUUUCUUUGUGUGGAUUUGAAGUCAGAAUUUUGCCCAAAUGUCGCAUGUUGGAAGAUACAUCUUCGCAAGAAGGUGUUUGGGACCUUGUAAAUCAAGAAACAAAGGCAAGAACAGCAAAAGCAUAUCUUCAGGUUUCCCAAGAGGAUGUUGAAAAGUUUGAAAACAGAAUUCGUCAAAUCCUCAUGUCGACAGGCUCCGCCACAUUUACGAAAACUGCAGCAAAGUGGAAUACGUCGCUUAUUGCUUUGUUCGCUUACUACAGAGAAGCCGUUGUGGCCACUGAGCCUUUGCUCGAUGUGUUAGUCAGAUGCGAAACAAAGAUUCAAAACAAAGUGAAGUCAGGCCUCAACUCCAAAAUGCCUUCCAGAUUCCCACCUGCGGUCUUUUACACUCCAAAAGAGCUUGGUGGGUUGGGCAUGCUUAGUGCGUCACACAUCUUAAUCCCAGCUUCGGAUUUAAAAUGGUCGAAGCAAACAGAUACGGGAAUUUCACAUUUCAGAGCGGGGAUGACCCACCAAGAAGGACGGAUGAUCCCUACGGUCUUCAGAUACAUCACAACAUGGGAAAACGAAUUCUUGGACUCUCAACGCGUGUGGGCAGAAUACACAAUCAAAAGGCAAGAAGCUGCCGAGCAAAACCGCCGUCUUACAUUCGAGGAUAUGGAGGCCAGCUGGGAUAGAGGCUUGCCGAGAAUAAGCACUUUGUUUCAAAAGGAUCGUCAAACCUUAGCGUACGAUAAGGGCCACAGAAUCAGGAGAGAAUUCAAGCAGUUUUCUUUGCCUCGAUACAAUCCUUUCUGGUGGACGAACAACCACCAUGAUGGUAAGCUUUGGAAUUUGUCUGCGUACAGAACUGAUGUUAUCCAAGCAUUAGGGGGCAUUGAAACAAUCUUGGAGCACACUCUUUUCAAGGGCACAGGUUUUGACUCUUGGGAAGGAUUAUUCUGGGAGAAGGCCUCAGGGUUUGAGGACUCCUUAAAAUUCAAGAAGUUGACCAAUGCUCAACGUUCUGGAUUGAGUCAGAUUCCAAAUCGUCGUUUUACAUUGUGGUGGUCGCCGACGAUCAAUAGGGCCAAUGUUUACGUUGGUUUCUUGGUGCAGCUAGACUUGACAGGAAUCUUUCUUCACGGAAAGAUCCCAACUUUGAAGAUCUCCCUCAUUCAAAUAUUCCGUGCGCACUUGUGGCAAAAAAUCCACGAAAGUUUGGUGCAAGAUCUUUGUCAGGUUCUUGAUAAGGAAUUGGAAGUGUUACGAAUCGAUACUGUCGAGAAACAGGCUAUUCAUCCCCGGAAGUCCUACAAGAUGAACUCAUCCUCAGCGGAUAUUGUUUUGUCAAGCACAUAUAAAUGGAAUGUGUCCAGGCCUUCCCUUUUGAAUGAUAAGAAUGACUCGUUUGACAAUGCGACGGCCUCGAAGUAUUGGAUGGAUGUUCAGCUCAGGUACGGCGAUUAUGACUCACACGACAUAUCCAGAUACACCCGGGCUAAAUUCUUGGAUUACACAACCGACAGUACCAGCGCUUAUCCGUCGCCAACAGGUGCCAUGGUGGGAGUCGAUCUUGCCUACAAUGUCUACGAUGUUUACGGAAAUUGGUUUAGUGGUAUGAAACCUUUGAUGCAAAAUGCCAUGAAGGAAAUCAUGAAAGCGAACCCAGCCUUGUACGUUCUAAGGGAACGCAUAAGAAAAGGCUUGCAAUUGUAUCAAUCCCAACCACAAGUUGCUCUUCUCAACUCUUCCAAUUAUGCUGAAUUGUUCAAUAACGAGACACAAUUGUUUAUCGAUGAUACAAAUGUGUACAGGGUGACAGUGCAUCGUACGUUCGAAGGAAAUCUUUCUACAAAACCAAUUAAUGGUGCAGUAUUCAUGUUGAACCCUAAAUCAGGCCAAUUAUUUUUAAAGAUCAUUCAUACGCUGGUUUGGGCUGGUCAAAAGAGGUUAGGUCAAUUGGCAAAAUGGAAGACAGCCGAAGAAGUUGCCGCAUUGGUGCGUUCAUUGCCAAGAGAAGAACAGCCUAAGCAAUUGAUUGCAACACGGAAAGGUGUUCUCGAUCCUCUCGAAGUCCACAUGCUUGACUUUCCUAACAUUUCUAUCCGUGCUUCUGAGCUUCAUUUGCCUUUCGCUUCCGCCUUGAAAAUCGACAAGUUGGCUGACGUUGUUUUGAAAGCAGGAGAACCACAGAUGGUACUCUUCAAUUUUUAUGAUGACUGGCUCCAGAGUAUAUCCUCAUAUACUGCCUUUUCCAGAGUGAUUCUCUUGCUUCGAGCAUUGGGUAUUAAUCAUGAAAGAACAAAUUUGAUUCUUCGGCCCGAUGCUAGCAUCACGACUCAGAGCCAUCAUUUGUGGCCGACUCUCUCUGACGAACAGUGGAUAGACGUGGAAACGCAAUUGCGCGAUUUGAUUUUGAAUGAUUAUGCUAAGAAAAAUAACGUCAAUGUUCAAUCAUUGACUCAAUCUGAGAUUCGUGACUUGAUUUUGGGGCAGGACAUUGUUGCUCCUUCUGCAAAAAGACAGGAAAUCGCUGAUGUGGAAAAAAGUACUAAACCAGAUACAGAGAUGGCUAACGCCAACAACCAAUUGACUGCUUUGAAAACCACCACGCAAAACAUUCAUGGGGAAGAAAUAACCACUAUCACAACCACGAACUACGAGCAACUGGAUUUCAGCUCCAAGAAUGAAUGGAGAAACAGAGCAAUUGCUGCGAACAAUUUGCACUUGAGGACCAAAAACAUAUAUGUCUCCUCAGAUGAUUUUGUUGACGAUGGUAGCAAUACAUAUGUCAUGCCAAAAAACCUCCUCAAGAAGUUUGUGCAGAUUUCGGAUACCAGAACCCGAAUUGGAGGUUAUAUUUACGGCUCGUCGCCUAAAGAUAACAAUCAAAUCAAGGAGAUUAAAGCAAUUGCGUUGGUGCCACAGCUUGGUUCAUCGCACUCUAUACAGUUUCCAACCGUUCUUUUCGACAAGUCAAAGAAUGAUCUAUUGCUGAAACUCGAACUUAUUGGCUGGAUACACACGCAAAGCCAUGACUUGAAUAUGAUGGGCCCGGUUGACGUUACUACUACUUCUAGUUUCAAGGUUAACAAUGAGCUGGUUUGGAGACAAGACAUGAUCUCAUUGACAGUUUCUCUCACGCCUGGGUCUGUGACAUUAACAGCAUAUACAAUGACGGAAGCAGGCUAUGAAUGGGGAUCUACUAACAAGGAUUUGGUUUCGAAUGCACCCGCUGGCUUCAGCCCUGCGUUCAGCCAAAAGAGGCAAUUAAUACUCACUGAUAGAGUUAUGGGUGCGUUUUUGUGUCCUGACGAUGGAAUUUGGAACCACUCGUUCAUCGGUCCCGUGUGGGAUCCGAACAGUGUGUACGACCUCAAGUUGGACAUACCGCUUCCAUUUUAUCAUGAGUUGCAUCGCCCGCUUCAUUUUACAAAUUUCACCGAAAUCGAGGGAAACCAGUUAGAGGCCACUCAAGAAAAUCACUUCUCGUGAUGAGCAUCAUGUAUAUAGGGUAAUUUCUUUCAAUUAGUAUCUGGAAUAAAGACUGAGCUGUACCACAUCACCAAUGGCGUACAGAGAUAACGUACUCGUCAAUUUCCAGGAGCAAUUUGCGAAGCUCACUUCUAGAAAUGUUUUCCCGUAGAAGAAGCAACUCUAAUGAAUUCUGAC